Messenger RNA from Papilio machaon (common yellow swallowtail), 1353 nucleotides. Its product is annotated as E3 ubiquitin-protein ligase MARCHF1. The record is from RefSeq and is a predicted model, not a curated record. The coding region runs from base 73 to 1353 and encodes 426 amino acids. Gene Ontology annotation, biological process: protein ubiquitination. Gene Ontology annotation, molecular function: zinc ion binding; ubiquitin-protein transferase activity. The transcript has 5 exons. Lineage: Eukaryota; Metazoa; Arthropoda; Insecta; Lepidoptera; Papilionidae.
UUGUAAUUUUUAAAGUUAGUUUUAUCACAUCAUUUCUAUAUAAUAGUAAAUACUAAUGCAAGAAAACUGUUAAUGGAUGAAGAAAAUAAAAUAAAUAAAGAAGAUGCAAAGGAUAAAGGAUUGAAUAAUCAAAAUAAAGUAAUAGUCAAACAAUUAGGCCAAGCGACGGAUGAUGCGGGACCUUCUAGGUUUACACCACUGCCGGGAGAAAUACCACAAACCCCAAAAAAUAUUUACCAGCCAAUAACAGGGAAAUCUAAAUCUGAGCACAGCUUACGACAAUUUAUAACCACACAGGAUGUCGCUAAUGCUUUGAAGUUGUCAUCACUAAGUUUCACACCAGCCAAUGAAACUAUUAAAAAUAUAAAUUUUAAAGACCUUAAAAUACCUAAUUUGACCAAAACCGAGAAUAGUGACCGUUGUGAACCUGCAACGUUUUUGGACUUAAAGAAAUUUGUAGCCUCGUGCUUUACAUCUAAAGACACUGAAAACUUGGCUCUGGUAGAUGUUCCAAACGUGCAAAAUGUUCACACCGCAAUAAGUUCUAUAAUUACUGAACCGACUUCAGAAGUACAACGUUUCCAGAGUCCACCAACUCAGGUCAUCGAUAUUGUUAAUGUAACUAACGAUAUAAGAGUACCGAACGCAAACCUUAUUGAUAUAAAACAGUCGAAGACAACAGAAGGACACAAAAAGAAAACUUCGGGAAAUCUAUCAGAGAAAUCAGAUUUUAGACUAGCAGCGAGGGAUUCCCUAUCCAGUAUUGGUUCAAAUGUUUGUCGAAUUUGUAUGACUAAAGGACGGGAAAGGUUGAUUUCUCCUUGCAACUGUAAAGGUUCUCUAGCGAACGUUCAUUUAUCCUGCUUAGAGAGGUGGCUAAAUCAAGUUGGCAGAAACCAUUGCGAACUUUGUGGCUUCAGUUACCCGGCGAUUCGCACUCCUCGGUACACAGUGCUCCAAGCUCUCCGGCUGUGGUUUGGCAAUCCCCGCAAUAGGAGCCAUUUGCAGUCUGACUGCCUUAUAUUCUGGCUGUUGUCGACUGUGACAGCCGGUCUGCUAGCGGUAUGCAUCGUUGGCACUCAGUACUUUGUGAUUGAGGGCAACAAAUUUGGUAAGCUCGAUCCAGGUGCUAGAAAAGACGAAGGUAUAUCUCAUCGAAUCACCGAAACGGCUAUGGACUUCUUUAUGGCUAUAGUGCUGUGCGGUUACUCGGUAACCGUGUACCUUCUGUGGAAGGACCACUACGUGAUGUGGAACCGUUGGCGCAGGGCUAAUGUUAACGUGCGUCUCCUGCUGUCUCCAGAUUCGAAUCCUGUGCCGUUCGUACCUAGACCUAGAUAUAAUGUUGUUUAA